AUGGCGAGGCCGUGGAAUGUCGCAACUGCCGCAGCAAACCAAACGCACGCCAAACCUGCGGCGCGGAAGGUGCGGCGGGUGCGGCAAAGUUUGGGUGCGAACCGGACCCUUAGACCUAGCCCUUCCUGGGCCACACCGCGCUACCUCCGCUUCGAAAACCCCAGAGCAGACCCCACAUACGUGGCCGGCGCCGGCGCCGGCGCCGCCGCAAUGUCCGACGAGGAAAAGGAGAGGGAGGUCCGUCUCCAGGACUAUUUUGAUGAGCAGCGAAGAACCGCCAGGGAGAGGAUGACUGUCUUCGCUGAACGUGGGGAAGCCAAGAGGAAGUAUGGCCAUCGCCCAGACAUGCCGCCGUUUGAGAUCAUCAAGUUCCCAGAUCUUUUGGAGAGAGCAUGGGGAUGGGAUUGUGAUGAGAUCAGCCAGAGCCAUAAGGUCACCAAAUGUGCAAAUGAAAUAAGCAAAAUGAAAUGUUGCGAGUUUCCUGCUGCUGCUAUCGCCUUGAAGGCUGCAACAAAAGGCACCAACUUCAUCAUUGACUUACUAAGGAAUCAGAGUCAUUACAAGGAUGAUAACUACGAUGAAAUUUUUUUCGAGAUCGUGACUCAUCGGGAUUUUUCCUUGGAAACAAUGACGAGAAUAUCCAAUGAAUGUUCUGCUGCAGAAGAGUCUGCAAUGGGCAGCAAUGUGAGCAAUUUGGUAUUUGGUGAAUCUAAUGAUAAGAAUUGUUCUGAGAAUGAACUAGCACAAAACAACAACAUGCAGGAAACAUAA
This is a messenger RNA of Miscanthus lutarioriparius, 771 nucleotides long. The record is from the annotation of a GenBank genome assembly. Lineage: Eukaryota; Viridiplantae; Streptophyta; Magnoliopsida; Poales; Poaceae.